GCCUAAUACUUGUUAUUUGUUAUUUUUGAGAGACACGACGUGGAACUAUAACACGACAGUAUGUUACUGAAAUAUUCACAAUCUGAGAAGAGGUCCAAAAUCAACGGGAACUCGAGGCAACAACGAAGCACCGGCAACAUGAAACUCCUCGCGGGGAGCACUACGCUGAACGCGCGCUUGCCGCGGAAGACUGUCAAAGGGUUCGCCGCUAAGCGGCCCUCUUCGCACCUGCGACCGCUGCCUGUGAGCGGGCGAGAGGAGCACCGCACUCCCAUCGACGCCUCCGACAACUCCAACGAUUCCGGCCUGGGCUUCGACCAGCACCUGGACGUGACCGGCACCGUGCACGCCGUGCUGCGGCUCUCGGAUCGAGAGCCUAUUUGGGAUAAUGGUCAUUCCGAGGCAAAACGUAAGAAACUGGACAUUAAGUUGGAAUCAGAUGAUGCCAAUGAUAACUUCAGUUUUUCUCAAGCAAUGAGCAAAUCACAUAAAGCUACUUCACAACCUGGAGGCUUGGAAUGCCUAAUGCCAUCGCGAGGCAGUGCUGGUGCCUCAGGGAUGCAGCGACCGCUGGGAGGAGCAAACAGCAAUGGCAGUGCAGGUGCUGGUGGAGGGGCUGGUGGUGUACAGCGAGGUUCACUGGGCCGGUUACCACCUCGCCCUGUCAGUGUUUCAGCACGAAGACCUCCAGGGCCUGUAUCUCUGUCCUCACCAUUAAUGGGACAAAGUCGUGAUGGUAGGGUGCAGCUUCAGAUUGCUUCCCAACCAGAACAGCAGCAUCGAGCCCGAUAUCAAACAGAAGGAAGUAGGGGUGCUGUCAAAGAUCGUAGUGGGAAUGGUUUUCCUGUCGUGAAGCUGACUGGGUACAACAAGCCUGCCACACUACAAGUUUUUAUUGGUACUGAUAUGGGCCGUGUGGCUCCUCACAUGUUUUAUCAAGCUUGCAAAGUCAGUGGUAAGAACUCCACUCCAUGUGUGGAAAAGAAAAUUGAUGGAACAAUUGUCAUUGAAGUGGAUUUUGAUCCAGCAAAAGACAUGACUAUAACCUGUGAUUGUGUGGGCAUUUUGAAAGAGCGAAAUGUAGAUGUUGAACACAGAUUUCCUGAUCAGUCUGGAACUCGUAACAAAAAGAAAUCUACACGGUGUCGAAUGGUCUUUAGGACUACUAUCACCCAUCCAGAUGGAUCAUCAGAGAUCCUCCAGACAUCAUCUCAGCCUAUUGUUUGCACUCAACCUCCUGGUGUACCUGAAAUUUGCAAGAAGUCACUUUCAACUGCUUCAUGUACUGGUGGUAUGGAAUUGUUUAUUUUAGGGAAGAACUUUCUUAAGGAUACACGUGUUGUGUUUCAACAAAGUGACAUUGAACCACCAUGGGAAGAAACUGUGCAGCCUGAUAAAGAGUUUCUUCAGCAAACACACUUGGUUUGUAUUGUGCCAGCCUAUCAGCGAUGUGACAUUCUUGAACCAGUUACUGUGCGGUUAUUAGUCACAUCAAGUGGUAAGACAAGUGAACCUCACUCAUUCACUUACAUGCCAGCCCCGAAUCCGGUACUCCAACCUGCAGGUAGGCAGACCUAGCACAGGGAUGCAGCCCAGCGAGAGGGCACUUCUUUGAACGGCCAGCCCACACCUUGGAGUGGAAGCUAGGCAGGAUGGUAGAGAAUUGACAGGCCAUAAUUCAAGGUCUUGUGAAAUCUCAGUUUUUUAUUUUGGUAUGUAGUUUGUUCUUUAGCAAUUUUGUCCCAAUUUUAAAAAAAGUCUAAAAGUUUUACCUGUUUGUUAGUAACUGAAGAAAUGUGACAGCCAUUUUUUUUUUUUCCAUUUUCUGCAAUUUGUUUUUGGCAUGAAUUGCUUUGCAUUUGCCUGCCUUUAUUCAAUGUAACAUUAAUCGAAUUUAGUAAACUCACUGAUCAGUUCUUGCAUUUUAAUGCCAGGCUACAAUAAAAAUUUUAUCUAUAACUAACAUUUAAAAUAAUACGAAGUAUGCAUUUUUUUGUUUCAUUAUUUUUAAUUAAUAUUAUAAUUUAUAAGAUCUUUCUUUUGAAUUAAAUUUUGGUCAAAUACCUAUUCCACUAGUUUUAGGAUUUUUCUCAGUGAAAAUAUAACAAAGAAAAAUAUUUGUUGUCAAUGUGGUAUUGAGCCUUAAUUCUAAUGCAAAAGAUCUUUAAUGUUUUUCUACUUUAUAUAUUAGUGUGUACAGCAAAGCAUUCAAAACCAGAAGGUUCAACCCUAUUAACUACAUAUUAAUAUGUAUUUUGGCAAACUUUCCUUCUUUCAUUCUUUUCAUUCCCUUGCAUUACUAUUUUGAAUUUGCCAGACAAAUGCUUAUAUUAGGCUGGUGCCUGUAUAUUUGUUGGUGCAUCCUGUGUAGCUUUCUCUUUAUCUGGGUUAAUCAUGGCUAGAAUCAAUUUGUCUGAAUGUUCAGAGAUGUCCUCAUGCAAGACACCAUAUAUCUGUGGUACUAUUCUAAUUUUAUGGUGGUGAAGCUGUGCUUGAGGCACUCCAAUAUCAAUAAAUUUUUACCUAUUACUUUGAAUCCAUGAAUAGCCAUGUGGACUAGUCGUUCUUAAUUUUCUAAUUAGAAGUGAAGCAUGCUCUUGUAUGCUUCUGAACUAUUAUAUUUAAAACUUCCAGUUUAUUUUCUAAAUUUUGUGGAUUCAAUUUUGGUUAUUGGUACAUUAUUAAUUGUACUUUAAUUAAUCUUGAGUCAACAAGAUAUUUAAAUAGAAAUAGCUCAAAGUUAAUCAAUGAAUCAUUAUUGUAUAAAAAUGGCUACCAUUAAAUAUUGGUUCAGUUUUUGGUUUCUUACUCUUGCUUGUAAUGUAACUGGAAGUUUUUAACAUACUUAUAGAAAAGCAGAGCAAUAACAGUUAUUACCUAAUUUUGAUAAUUGAUUAGAAUAAAGCCUCUUUCAUUUCAAUGACUGGAAAAUAUGCAUUUUACAUUGCUUUUGCACAUUCAAGGUUAAAACUAUUGUUGCUUUGCUAAAUCUUCAUAUUUUCACAAUGAGGGGCAAAUGCACAUGAUUCUAUGUUGUAUGUUUGUGCUGUAUGUGAGAACAAAAGACAUUGUAUGCCAGGGGGAGCAUGGAUGGUUGAGUGGUUUGCAUGUGUCAUUUGCCUCAUUUCAGUUUAAUUGGUCAUCAAGAGCAAGGUUUCGUGGACUUAAAUCAAACUUCAAAAUUUUGUUGAUACUUUAAAUGUGAAAUAUUGAAUGACUUUAUAAGUAGCUUUUCUAUAUUUGGGAAGCUUUAUGAAAUUUUAUGUACUGCUAUGGAAUUCUUGCUCUGUCUGAAUCAGUGUGGCGUAAGAUUUCUUUAUAAUUCUAUUAAUGUAACUUGCUUUUCUUGAAUUUUGCUCUAUUAAAGUAAAAUUAUCUUUUACAUUUGUAUUUAAUUACCAUUUGCUGAUUUUCAACAUACAGUAAGCAUUAAUAAAGUAGAAUUCUUUGAAGCAAUAUUCAUAAUGUUCCAUUGUGAUUGUUUUGAAAAUAAUAUAAUAGCUUGAGACUUGUAUCUGAGAACUACUUUUUAAUCUUACGUCAGAACUGAACAGGAUAACUAUUGUGUUUACUGUUUAACUUGACUUUUCUAUGCGUUUGCUUGUUCCCCCCACAGCAGAAUUUCAGGGCAGAAUUUCAGCUGUUUGGAGUUGGCGCAUCUUGUCAGGGCGCCAGGGGGUGCACCCGGGCUGCGCUCGCUAAUAAUUCAGGUUCUGUCAUCACGGUGACUACUAUCCUACACUCCACUUACGCAACACCACACCAUUUGCUACACAUUCUAUUGUCUCGGUACUCUUUAUUGGCAAUGACCAAUUUAUCACAACUUGUUGGUAACAUUAUGCCCAAGAGCGACAUCUUGCACAAAGUUACACAAUUUUUUAUUUGUGGCCAUAGAACUCUUGACACUCAUAACCAUGUCAUUUAAUUAUAAAUACUUUUGGUGUGUACUUAAUGAUCACUUUGAAUAUUUUAUUUCAUUUCAUUUCAUUUUAUUUUAUUUUAUUUUUGCCAAGGAUUCACUUUCUGAUGUGUCUUGUCACUCGUUUACUUAACGCUGUGUACAGAGCAGUUUUUAAGACUUACUCUAUCCAAAGUAGGUUAAUGAUUUUUCUUCUUUUGGCCAUGCCCAUAUGCACAUGUAGGAGGACCCCUCUCGGGGAUAGUAUUGUAAGUGAAGGCUUUGUCCUGACCAUACAUGUUGCUGUACAAAAUGGCCACUUCAUUUUGUGUAAGUAAGCCUGACUUUUUUCUCAGACUUGAUUGUCUUGGUAGAUGUUAAGUUGUGUAUGAUGUGGCAAGGUUUCUUUGGACACAUCAUAAUUAUGGACUCUAAUGCUUUGCCUUCAGACCUGAGCACAAAGUAUCUGCCAUACAAUUAUUUAAAGUUUAAUACAAAACUUUGAACAUUUUAUGGGAAGGACAAACUUGUCUCAGGUCAGAAGUCAACACUGCCUUUUAACACAUGCAAGAAUCUUAGUUUUAUGUCUUUUUUAAGAUAGUCACACUCAGUUCAACAUUUUAUAGUUUGUAAUAUUAGAAUAUCUGGUUUAGGUAUGGUUGUUGUGGUUAAAAAUAUGUGCAGUGUAGUAUUAGAGUGCUGUUAAGAGGCAAACAGUAUUGAUUUUUAAUUUUUUGUUACUCUCAUGACUGCAUUUGAAUGUCAGUUUUCUCAGUUUCAUGUUGUAAGAGAUUUCAUUGUCAAUGAAGCAUUCUUUAAAUUUGGCCUUCUUUUACAUUUGCAUUAGUUCAGUGGUUUUAAUGUUGCUAUGUUAUAGAUAUUUACAUUUAUUGAGCAGUAAAAAGGAAAGUUGUGUAAUUAUGAUGCAUGAAUUAAGGAAGCAGAGAAUUAAGGUUGCACUAAGAAAUCUAUUCAUUUGAGAGAAAAUAUUAAUAACAAUAGUUUUAGAUUAUUCCAGUUACACAUCAAUAUUUUACUAUAUUUCAUAAGAGAUAUUGCGUUUAUAACGAAAAACAGGUGUGGAUUUUUGACUUUGUCACUGCUCUGCUUAGUUAAACUAAAGCUCACAAAGUAUUACCAUUGGCAAGUGAGUGCUGAGAUAUUUAGUCUUAAAAGCCUUUUGAAAGAACUGUUAAGUGAACAUAUCAUAGUAAUAUUUUACAAACUAAAAAAGUGAAUCAGAUUGCCAUAAAAGAGAACAUUGUUUGAAAGAAAGAAAAAGAAAAAAAGAAAAAAAAAGUAAAGGAAAAAUAUCAUCCUUUUGUUCUGCAUUGGUCUUGAUGUGAAACAUCUGCUUCUGAUUCCUUCCAGCUGCAGAAGAAGAAAGAAGACAGAUGCCAGGAGCAUUGACUCAGUUUGUAAAGUUUUACAGGUUUCUCUGGUGGAGCUGGAUGCUGAAUCUAAUCCCCCCAAUGCUAGAUCCUCAGUGCUUGGUUUGCAUUGUGUGUUGUGUGAUUGUGGGAAUAAAUCAGGUAGCAUGCAGCAAACCUGUAAAGAAUGACUGUUUCUGGCAGCAGUUCAGACAUAUGCCUGAAUAUGAUGCUUAUAUGAAGAUUUGUUUAAAUUUUACCUUGUUUAAAUUUGAAACUGUAUUUUACUGUGCAAAUUGGCACAUUCAAGUUUUCAACAAACAAGCAAAUGUUUCAACUGUUUGAGAAAUGAAAUGUCUAUAGCAUGUUUCUUGUGAUACCCUUCUCAAAUUAUUGCUGUUAGUACAGUUCAUUGUCAGUAAAUAAUUUUAAAUAAAAAUUAACAAAUUUUCAAAAAGUACACUUAGCUACUUGCAUUCAUGUAUCUUUAGUUUAUCAUUCCCUACUAGACUUACACGUUCUUUCAAUUGUGAACUCAAACUUCCUUAUUCACUAAUUGUUUUAGCGGUCCUUUUUUUUUUGUGAAACGUCAACCAUUCCAAUGGGAUGGACAAAAGAUUUGAAUAAUACUAUAAAGGUUUUCCUGAAAUUCAGCAUUUUAAAAAUUGUUCACGAGUUAUCUUAACUUCUGUAUUUAUAUUGAGCUUUAAAAUUUGUAUCAAAACAAAAUGAGAUUUGAAAUGAAAUUUUUACUUAAAAGUUGGCAUAAGUAUUUUAUUGAAAAUGCAUUUGAAAGUAAAUAAAUGAGUUGUUAUAUUGUAUGGUAUGAAAAUUGAAAAUUAGUUGAAAUGGGAUAUAUAUUUAGAAAAUAUAUGCUGGUCUGUUAAAUGCCAAUGAAAAACUCAAAUAUACAAAUAGAAGAAGGAGAGAAAAAAGAGAAUACCUACUAGGUAAACAAUAAUCCGAAAAGAAAAGAAAAAAAUUAAAACAGAAAAAUAAUUUUUUGGGGAAAUGCUGGACUAAUGUAUGAUGAAUGAAUGUGAGAGAGCAUGUGAGUGUUAUUUUGUGUUUGCAUUUGCUCGAUGUGAGAAAUUGAGGCACAGGUAGUGAGGAUCGUGCCACCUAAGCCAAAUUUAAGUUUAAAAUUCCAGUUUAAAAGAUUAUACUAAUAAGAAUUGCACUAUUGAACUUUCCCCCCAAUCUUCAUGAUCUUUAUAACAUACCUACUUUGAUUGUUUAUUAUAGUUUUCUGUAAUUCAUUUUUAAUUUGUUAUGAAUUUGGCUUGAGUGGCUGCUACCUUUUCUAGCCCCCAUUUUAUUUCAGGAUGCUCUGGCGAAUUUCUCAUUUUGAUCCUUAUUUCAACACAUAUUUCACUGUGAAUGUUGCUUGUCUGCAGUGGGCACAUCAGACAUCCCUCAGACGUGCUUAAACUUGGUUUCAUCUGGGGUCCCCCAUGGGUGUGUUGACCUGAAUCGAGUGUUCAACAAACCACCUCUUGGUCCACCAUCUGGGCUGAUUCUACCUGGAACACCAACCAAGCCGCCACCUACCAUGUUGCCUGGAUUGCCAAACCAGUUUUUGCCUGUUGAUCCUCCUCCUGCUCGUGUGAAAAAAGAUGUUCAUCCGAUCAGACUCUGGACAUCGAUGCCUCUUGUAGGAGAUCCUGUAAAGGCAGAAGGCUUGAAGGCCAGAGAUAAUGAACAGAGUAAAAUUCAUGGUCUCAAGAUGAUGCCGCCACCUCCUCCACUUUUGCCCAUUGCACGAGGAUCGUCUUCGAAUGUUCUCAUUAUCCCUGACAUUGAACCUGAUUUAAAGACUGAAGUUCUGGAUGAAUCUAGCCAAGAAUCUGUACAACUAUCUCCUGAAGAAUUGAAAGGGAUUGAUUUGCGCAUGAAACCUACAGCUUCUGUGGGGCCUAUUGCUACUGUUAGCGACUUGCUUAGUACUCAGUCCCCUUCUCUGGCUACUUUCCGUCGAUUUGUAUCUAAUCCUAGUGAUGCUCCUCUCCCAACACAAAGUGGACAGAGUGUUGAAAAAUAUUUAUCUCACAUUGAGAAUCCAGUAGCUCCUAAAGCUGGAGAUAGUGGUGGUGGCAGCGGGGCCGGGGGUGGAAGUAAUAGUAGUGGUGGAAGUGCCAGUGCUUCAGCGACGAUAACUGCAACAGCAAUUGCAGUACCAUCUGCUGCUCCAGCUGCAAGUCCAACAGACUCAGCUGCACAAGAAUUAGCGAUGAACAAAAUGUGUAAUGCUGAUACUACUAUCAACUCUCAAUUUAAUAAUCCCAUAAUGUUUGGUCCUUCUCAAGCAACAAACAGUGGCCUUCUAGCCCCUAGCUUACCACCAACAGUGUCAGAAACUCAGAAAAUUUCUUUUGGUAAUGAUCUAACCUUGCCCACUAUAUAUAGCUCUGCUUCUUCUGUGGUAGAGAAAGAACAAAAACCUCAAUUAGUAGAGCAAGCUACUCUUCAAGACACAAUGGCAUCUAGAUUACUUGCCGUUGGCCUGAACACAGUGGUUCCUGCAAGUCAAGCAAAGUCCAAGUAUCAAGAAAAUUCCCUUCCUGGUUUGUGCUCUGCUCAAUCUAUUCCUUCUGCUCUCCUCCCAACAGUAACAAAUGCAACUCUUCCUGAUUUUACAGCCUCAGGUCCCAAUAGUAGUGAAGCAUCUUCAUUAAGUGUUCCUACUCUCCUUGGCUCUAUUGGUAGUUCUUCUACCAUUAUAGAAAAUGGUACUUCUCUUAUCUUUAAUAAUACACAACAGCAAGAUCAUAAAAGUCUUCUUUCUUCUGCGGAAGUGUCUCAAAAGGCAGAUGAACAGUUAAUCGACUCCAGCAAAAUCAGUAAUCAUUCCUCAUCUUCUUCACCGUCAUCAACAGUUGGAGUUAUUGGAUCUUCACACAACAUGCUGUCAUCAUCUGGAAGUUCCUCUGAUAAUCCAACUCUGAACAUUUCAGCUCAAUCUGGUACAAUUGCAGGAAACUUACUUGCUGCCACUCAGGCAGAAUCGGCUAUAAUGAGUGGAACAUCAGAUACCAGACUUGACGCUUUGGUUUCAUCAGCUAUUGAGAGUCGUAUUUUGGAAGCUAAUUGUCAAAAUCAGACUGCUGAAAAGUUAGAUGUAUUUUCAUCAACACAAAGUAUAAUACAAGCUGUAACAACAGAUAAUGCAGUUUUAGGUGCACAGACCCAGGUGCCUCUUAGUGACUCCCUUGGUACAAACCAGAAUACAUCAUCAUCUCCAAUUCAUUGUCAAGAAAUGUCUCUGAAUUCAUCAUUAACAGUACCUUCUGUGAAUACUUUUCCAUUGAAUACAUUAUCUCCCGCCCAAACUACAGCCCAAAUUACGCAAGAAAAUAUAAUUCUCAACAACACUUUAACAAGUGCUUUCAGCACACAUCUUCUAAACACAGAUUCCAAUGCCAAAGCAACAGAUAUUACGCUGAGUCCUGUACGUGAAUCUAACUUGACCUUGGAGCCUGUUGCUUCUGCUGAAGCUUCUCAUAUUGUUUUAAGUAAUCCAGCUUGUGCACCUCCUAUUGCAAUGAAGAGCAUCAUCAUGAGUUCUGCCAAUUCUAGUGUUGAAAAUAGCCUGUUGAAUUCUGGUACUAUCCAGAGCCCCCAGAUAUCAGGAAAGAACAUAGUUAAUUCUUCAACCAUUGGAAGUAGUAAUAUUUCUAAUGUCACCCACACAUCCCCAGUAGCAAUGAAAACAAUGAUUCUAGCGGACAAAGCAACAGUGAUGACAACUGCUAUGGAUGUAAAAGAUAUUCUUGCACCAACAACUGCAAAGGAAGAGAUCACACUUGCUGCAGGAACUGCUCACUGUACAUCACCUAUUGCUAUGAAGAAAAUUAUUUUGGAAUCAGCAUCUGUUGUGGACCAAGCACUAGGAGUUAAAUCUAUACUUAAUUCUCAGCCAUCAGACAAUCUCUUAGCAUCAACUGUACCUCAUGUUACAUUGUCUUCUGAUAAAUUGGAUGCAUUAGUAGAAUCAACUAUGAGUAAACAUGUUCUUACAUCACCAGUUCAAACCACAGCUAGUGGUAUGAGUAUUGAUGGGACUGCUGUCUGUUCUUCAACUAAUUCAUUGCCACUCACCACCCAAUCUUUAGCUACUAUUUUGGGUUCAAACAUGCCUUCAAAUUUACCAAAUAGUACUUCCUUACCUGGUACAAGUUCGACAUUGUUGCCUGAAUCUGAAACAAGGGAGUUGCAUAAUUCAACAGGUGUCAGUCCAAUUGAAAAUUCCAAUGUUGCCCUCACAUCUCCUCAAACAUUACAAAGUGGAUCACCAGGAAUUCUUUCUUCACAAACACCAUCAGUGUCAGGGACAUCAUUGAUGACAAUAUUUUCUAGUGAAAAUGAAUCAACAAAAAGCCAAACUUUGGAAUCUGUUCCAUCAGUGUCUACAACUUGCUCAUCUCUUUUGAAUCACCAUCUUGGCAUGUUUGGACCACAGCCUAAUGUAACAGUUCAUACAUUGUUGAGCUCAAACCAGAGCAGUACUGAUGCCCAAACAUUAAGUCAUACAAUUCCCUUCACCUCUACAAAUUCAAACACUUCAGGACUGAUGAGCACUGCACCUUGUACUGUUUCAAAAUUGGGAGAAGUAUCUUCUACGACAGUGCAAGAAGGGCAGGCACAAGCCAGACUGCUGAAUGAAGCUUUCAUGGUUUUGGCAAAUGGUGAUAACAGAAAAAACCAAAUAGAUGUGAUAGUUACACAAGAUAACAAAGUGAAUAAGGAAGUUGUAACAAGUGUAAAUUGUAAAAUUGCAGAAGGCAGCAGUGUUCAAUCGUGUAGUUCUGCAGUCACAAAACUUGAUGUUCAAGCUGUACAUAUGCAGCAACAGCAACAAAAAAUAAUGGCCCAACAGCAGAAUUUACCAGAUCAAGAGAAACAGGGAGAAAAAACACUUAUUGUUACAAAUGCUUCUCUGUCUGUCCCUGUUACUGACAUUUCAUCUGUCAGACAAACUGCAAAGGAUUCAGUUGCUGCAGUUGCAGCCCCUACUCCCAAAAAACUGGAAGAAGGUAUGGUGCCUCAAGAACUAACUCAGAUGUCAGAAAGUGACUUGUUGAGUUACAUUAAUCCCAGCUGCUUUGAUCAGGUAUAAUUGGAUAGAAGAAGCUGUUUGGACUCCCCCAGUUUCCAGUAUUACUGCUGAUUGAUGUCUGAAAAUGUCUCCUCUGCGAGGAAACGUGAUAUAGUUAGCUUUCUUUUGUUUAUUCAAGAUAUUACCAUGCAUAGAUGUUAAAAAAGCAGUUUGUACUUACUGCAUAUUUAUAUUGUAAUACAGUGUAUAUAUGUAUGUUUCUCAUUUUUUUAAUGUAUGGUUCACCAUGUAAAUGUUCUGUUAAUUUUGCUAUUUUUGCUUUGUUUUUUCUCAUAGAUAUAUUUGUGUAAAUGUAUAUAUACAUAUUUUUGUGUGUGAAAAGAACGAUGUAUGUAAAUUGUUAACUGAAGUACCUAAUUUACUGCUAAGCAAGUACAUAAUGUGUGUAUGGAAUUUGUACAGUUGUGGUAUGAUAAUGUGAUACAUUGAAUGCAGUUAUUCUUGAUAUCUUUUUUUAUUUUAUUAAAGUACAGCUUUGUUCAUGUAUAAACUUUUAUGUUAAAAGAUUUGGUAAUACUCCUAAGUUUAUUACUUUUAUGGGCAGAUGUGAACUGAAAGCUACCCAUUACGCUUUCCUGUGGUGUGAUUAAUCAGAGAGUUAAACUGAAAAAUAUGAUUUAUUACAGUCGCUCUUUGCUUUUCAGAAUUACAUUUUUAUAUUUUAAAACCUUAUAGAGCACCUGAUUUGUGGAUGUAGGAACUUGCUUCUAAGAAGCUGGCAAAAAUGUGUUCUACUGUGUAACAGUGUAGCUCAUCAAGAUCAUUAGCUUCCAAAUACUAAUAUUGUGUAGCUUGCAAGUGUAGUUUUGUUAAGUGAGGUGCAUGAACUGCAGUGUCUAUAAGCCCCAACAGCCCUGUUCUUUAUUAUAAUGAACAAGUCAUAUGGCCAUUUAGUCAGAAAGACUGAUAUAGAAUCUGUUAAUUAAUAACUAAGUUAAAAUUGUAAGAGUCAAUAUUUGUAGUUGAUUAAUACAUAAAUUAUCCAAUAAUUCAGUUGUCACAUUGCCUCCGAAUCUGAAGAAAAAUUAAAUUAUUGAUGUUUUGUGAUUUUAAAACAUUUAACAAGUUGUGUUAUUCAUAAUGAUUGACAAUUGUGAAGGUAAAAUUUGCUUCAGUGAUUCGAAGUAACAAUUGAUAACUGAUUUCGUUACGACUGAUUACUAAUUACAGAAUGAAAAUAAUUCCAACCAUAUAUUGUACACUGAAAGCAAAAUAAAAUAUAUUUUGAAUACUUUUUUCUGAGGUGAAAAUUACAUGUUGCUAAAAUUUAGUACAAGUUUUUGAAUUUCUUUUGUUGCGUUAUGUGAAAUUAUGAAAUUUGAACAUGAAUCCAAUACUGCACAGUUAAGGGUGUAAAAGUUUUCUUUGUUUUCCUUUCUUUAUUUUCUUCUCAAAGUUGUAUCUGCUUUAAACUACUUUUUUUCCACAAUGGUCUAGAUAUGUAAAUCAUUCCAAAAUUUAUGUGUAAUGAAUGAAAUAAUUGAAUGAAAAUCGAUUUUUGGUUCCACAACAGUCUUGUGGAAACAAGUAACUUUAGCACAAGUUACUUGUUUUCCACAAUGUUAAUUAACCCUUCUCUUGUGCAGGUGUGCGAUUUUAUGUUCCAUGUUAUGUUUCAUUGAUUUCUGUCAGACCGAAAAGUUUGAAAUGUAAUCAUAACAUUAAUGACGGUUUUAUUGCUUGGUACAACACUUAUCUUCCAAAUAAGAAACCCCCCUCAGAAAAUUUACUUUUGUUAUAAUAGCAAAUAUAUUAACAAAAUUGGUUGUGAUUAAGAUGAAAAGCUAUUGAAUUCUAUAAGCUUAUUAGUGCUUAUCCCAUGUUUUAAGAAUACUUUAUCUAGAGUUCAUGUUUGAGUAGAUCAAUGUUAAUUUGUGUAAUGUAUGUAUGAGGAGUGAGAAAUCUCAUGGGCUUCAUAUCAUGUGUCAUUUGUGUGCAAAAGUAUUAUUAUCCAGUUGGUCCUGAACAAUGGCAGAUUUUCUGAAGUAAUGAACAACUAAUUUAAGGUAAAUAUCUGCAUGAAUGAAUAAUGCCCUUUUCUGUGGUAUGCCAAGAUUUCAUAUCUGCCUAACUUCAUUAAAUUCUGUAAGAUGGCCAGAUGCGAGUACUUCAGGUUUAUAUAUCUGCCACAUUUUGAAUACUGUCUGAUUGACAUGUUCAGAAUGCUGAAAUUUUUCCCAUUGGGAAGUUUAAUUCUUGCCUUUCGUUCAAUGAAAGGUCAACUUGCCUGCGUUCGCCAAUGGUAUCGCAUUGUGUGUUUUAUUGUUCAGGUGCAUAUGUAUCUUGCAUAAAACAUGAAUUUGUAAAACAGUGUAAAAAAUAAAAUAUAAACUUUAUGCUUGUGUUAGCUUUUCAUAUUUUGUCUUGUAAUCUUGCCAUGCAAAUUUUGUAUCAAGACUUUUGUAGAAAGGGUUGAAAAAUACGUAGACUUUUUUUAAGCUUAAGGGAUGUCCAGAAAAUGCCAGACUGCCAAUAUUUUUUUUUAAUGUCUUGUAACAAUACAAAAGAUGAUUUAUUGUUUAUGGCCUCAACUAGAUACAAACAAGGAAGACAGAACAAUACCUGUUGGAUCAGAUCCUCAUUCUGUGCGAGCUCUUUUAUUAGCUGAUACACAUUUACUUGGUUCUCGCAAUGGACACUGGUUUGAUAAGUUGAGAAGAGAGUGGCAAAUGUAUCGAGCAUUUCAGACAGCAAUGGUAAUUCACAAACCUGAUGUGGUCUUUGUUUUAGGAGAUCUUUUUGAUGAAGGCUUGUGGUCCAGCGAACAAGAAUUCAAUUAUUAUGUUAAUCGUUUUAAUGAUUUAUUUGAAGUUCCUGUGGGAACACAAAUAUUUGUUGCAGUAGGAAAUCAUGACAUUGGUUUUCAUUAUGGGUGGAAGACUGAAAUAUUCCAGGUCUGCUGCUUAACCAGGAACCCCCCGACCUUUCAUCCUGCCGUUCAUGACAAUGAUGAUGAUGAUGAUGAUGAUGAUGAUGAUGAUGAUGAUGAUAUUAGGCUGAUUACAUACAGAAGACUGAAAUGUAGUAGAGGUGUUGGCAGAUGUGAAAAUGGCAUGGAGUUAUCACAAUACAGUCAACCCAUUCUUCUUCAGCAUUUUCCUAUGUAUCGUGAAUCUGAUGCUGAUUGUCACGAACCUGAUGAAGCACCAGAGGAUGAAAAGACUCAGAAAUUUCGUGAGAGAUGGGAGUGUCUUUCUAAAGAAUCGUCGGAAAGGUUGCAUGAAAUGCUGCAGCCACGUCUCAUUGUAACAGGUCAUACCCAUCAUGGUUGCCAUCUUGUUCAGAAGGGUGUACACGAGUACACUUUACCAUCUUUUAGUUGGCGAAAUAAAGAUAAUCCUAGUUUUAUGUUGGCUGUAUUCACUCCAAACAAUUAUGCAGUAUCCAAGUGUUAUAUGCCUCAAGAGUCUACUUUUGAAAAAUUAAAUUACAUUGUUCGGUCAACCAUUUUACCUGUCCCUCGUGGGCCUGAUGUACCAAUAGCUGUGAGACCAGAAAAUAUUGAACGGAUUGCACCCGAAUCUGAUAUAGAAGUGAAGGAAAUUGAGACGAAUGACACUGACUCCUUAAUAGCAUCGUCUGCUGCAGAACAUGGCUACCUUGUAAAUUUGCCUCAAUCUGACAGAACUUAUGCUGAAACUGCACUUUCAAACUAUGAUCCAACACAGUUAGAUUAUUUUAAAUAA
Molecule: messenger RNA, 14070 nt
Organism: Gryllus bimaculatus (two-spotted cricket)
Lineage: Eukaryota; Metazoa; Arthropoda; Insecta; Orthoptera; Gryllidae
Source: the annotation of a GenBank genome assembly